Centropristis striata (black sea bass) is the source of this 1970-nucleotide messenger RNA. Its product is annotated as glycylpeptide N-tetradecanoyltransferase 1-like. The transcript has 11 exons. Bases 101 to 1468 code for a protein of 455 amino acids. Gene Ontology annotation, cellular component: cytoplasm. The record is from RefSeq and is a predicted model, not a curated record. Gene Ontology annotation, molecular function: glycylpeptide N-tetradecanoyltransferase activity. NCBI's taxonomy places the organism in Eukaryota, Metazoa, Chordata, Actinopteri, Perciformes, Serranidae. Gene Ontology annotation, biological process: N-terminal peptidyl-glycine N-myristoylation.
CGUAAGUACCAAAGUGUUUUCACCUCUCUGAUUCUUCAGUAAAAAAAACCCAUUCGGUAAAAUUCAACCUUGCAAUAUACAAGAAAGUCUGUGUAAGAAAAUGUCUUUUAGUGAUAAGAAGCUGGCAGAGGGCGAGAGUCUAAAAAGGAGCAAAAAGAAGCAAAAGAAGGAAGAUGCCUGGAGACCUGAGGGACCCAGGGACCCAUUUGUUAUGCUGGACUCCCUUCCUGAGUCGAAGCAGCAGGAGAUCCAAAGAGCCCUCCACCUCUUCUCCUUGGGCUCAAAUCCACCCAAGACCCUGCAGCAGGCCAAAAGACACACGUACCGUUUCUGGGAGACACAGCCUGUCCCCAGACUGGGUGACAGUAUUGUGACUCAUGGCCCGAUAGUAGAGGGUGAAGCCAGUGUGCGUAAGGAGCCCUACUCUCUACCUCAAGGUUUCUGCUGGGACACUCUGGACUUGAGCAGCCCUUCGGUGCUGAGAGAGCUAUGCACUCUGCUAAAUGAAAACUACAUGGAGGAGGAUGACAACACAAUCAGAUUUGAGUUCUCCCAGGAGUAUCUACAAUGGGCUUUACAACCUCCUAACUGGUUGGCCCAGUGGCACUGUGGUGUGCGAGUAGACACCAAUAACAAGUUAGUCGGAUUCAUCGCUGCUGUUCCCGCAGAUGUCCGCGUAUAUGAGACGGAGAAGCGGAUGGUGCAGGUCAAACUCCUGUGUGUUCAUAAGAAGCUGCGCCUCAAGCGGAUGACUCCAGUUCUGAUUCGAGAGCUCACCAGACGGGUCAGCCAGCAGGGCCUCUACCAGGCUGUCUACACUGCUGACUUAGUGCUGCCCACGCCACUGAGCUCCUGCAGUUACUGGCAUCGCCCCCUCAAUGUGCGAAAGCUAAUGGAGUUGGACUACCCGGUUCUGAGACAGAACAUGAGCCUGCAGAGAGCGCUCAAAUUCAACCGUCUGCCUGAGGUGACAAAGACAGCAGGUCUGCGUCCUAUGACUAAAGCAGAUGCUGCAGGGAUACACUCACUGCUGCAGGCAAACCUCUGCCAGUUUCACCUCAGCCCCAUGUUGUCUCUGCAGGAAGUAGAGCACUGGCUGAUGCCGAGGGAGAAUGUGGUUGAUACCUACGUUGUGGAGAGGAAUGAUGGCACACUGACAGACGUGGUCAGUUUCUACAGCGUCUCCUCCAAAGUGUUAAAUCACCCCGUCCACACUGACCUGAGAGCAGCUCAUCUCCUUUACGCUGCCUUUACCAUCACGGACCCGGUUGACCUCAUGGAGGACACACUGGUCCUUGCUAAAUCUAAAGGUUUUGACGUCUUCUCUGCUCUCGACGUGAUGGAUAACAAGAGUUUCCUGGAAAAGCUCAAGUUCAGCAUCGGUGACAAGAGCCUUCAUUACUACCUGUACAACUGGAUGUGUCCUCCUAUGAGCCGAGACAAGGUGGGCUUGGUGUUACCCAUGUAACCUGCCACUAAAGACGACGGUGUGAGUGAUGAAGACGAGAGAGUGAUUGGCUCUGACGGUGGACAUCUGGCUGCAUCACCAGGGUGUUUAAAGUUUGAAAUAUAAACUGACAAAGACCAAAAUACAAACACAGUCGCAACUAUCAAUGAAAUAAACAAAAAGAGAAUUCCAUUUGUAAAAACAUUCAUCAUCUGGGUUCAGCGUUUGUGUGACAGGAAAUUAUUGUUUCUGACAUGAUGGAGAAUUGAGUAAACAAACUCAAGCGGUUCGGAAAAUGCACCAUGUACAUCCUAAUGCCAGUGUGUAUGUGUGUGUGUGUGUGUGUGUGUGUGUGUGUGCGUGCGUGUGUCAGUCCUCACAUUAUUCUCGGGGUAUUUGAACAGGCAAUUCACAUAACCGCAGGCGACAUGACACUUAAUAUUAGAGCGACCAAAAUUUUCAAAACACUAAUUUCAUUAGAGGACAAGGUCAUUGAUCAUUCUCACUCACACACAUAUAAGAA